CCGGUGAUUUUGUGCCAGUGCUAACUGUAGUAACCGUUAAGUGAGUUUUGAAUUUAAUUCCAAAUACAAAUUAAAGCAGUUCGAAAUUCAAGUGUUUGCUUGGUGUUGAUUGUGAAGCGACUGAUUAUAUUUUGGAGGUGUUAAUUAAAGGACGCAUUGGAUGUUUAUAUUUUAAUCAUGAAACUUGGAUGAAUGAAACGGAUUUUAUUUGCACCAAUAAAUCGCCAAUCAGCAUGUAUUCGGCCUCGAAUACUAGUUUUGUGCACCGGUGAUGGUCAACAUGCGGUUUAAACACAGCUGUCAAACAUGUGUGAACUGAUCGGACCAGUGUAACGUGACCGCAGACGUGCGCGCAGCAAUGGCGCGGAAAACAGGCAUCCUCGUCCUACUGUGGAUAGCAAUUUUCCCAUUGUACCGAGCGGAUAAUCUUGAACUGCUUCUUGGCACGCUUCGAACCCACCAAAAAGCCGCCUGCGACGAGGAAAUGGUGUCCCUCAUAUGUCCCCGCGGCACCACCAUCAGCAUCCAAGUAGCGCAGUACGGGGCAUCAGCGUCCCAGGGUUCCUGUGCCUCGGAACUGGCGGAGUACCAGCCGGUAGCUGUGGAGGUGGUGGGGGAGACCAGUUGCUCAUGGCCUGCGGCGCUGCAGUAUUCAUUGUUGCAGACGGUCGUGGAAGCGUGUCAGAAGAAGCGGCAGUGCAAGUUCCAUACCAGUCCGAAAGCCUUCGGAGUGGACCCGUGCCCGGGGAGGAGGUUCGUCGAAGUGGCCUACAAAUGCCGUCCUUACGAGUUUCGCAGUAAAGUUGGUUGCGAGAAUGACGUUUUGCAUCUCAGUUGCAAUCCGCACUCAAGAGUAGCGAUUUACUCCGCUCAGUACGGGCGCACCGAGUAUGACUCCAUACAGUGUCCGCAGCCAAGAGGAAUGAAGGAGGAAACAUGCUUAGAGCCCUACGCGACAGAAACAGCGAUGCGAGAGUGCCACGGGAAGAGGAGAUGCGUGUUGUCCGCCGAUAGCAACAUGUUCGGCAAGCCCUGCAGAAUGGGCAGCCGGACUUACCUCAAGGUCGUUUAUACCUGCGUGCCCCGGACGGUUUUGAAGGAGCGGUACGAGAGUGCUCCCGAGGAGGACGAGGUUGCUCACGACGUAUCGGAGCUCGAACAUGACGAUGUCGAUGAAUCCAACGACCGAUGGUGGGGGGAGUCAGCAGUACCGCCCGCGCCGGCGGUGGCUGCCGUGCCUCCGCGACCCUCCGUGGCCACUACUGCCAAUGUCACUAGCAUCGUUAGAAGCGAGCCCGCGCCUUUUCCCAAACCUGGGAAAGAUGGUACACAUGAUGAUACAUUGACCACCAUGUACGCGUACAUCAUUGCGGGAGUGGCCGGCGCCAUGUUGCUGUGCGCUGUCGCCGUGGUGGCGCGGUGCGUGCUGCGCAAGCGCGGCCGCGACCGCCCCAAGGGCCCCGACGUCUCCGCCAGUACCGACAUCCCCAACGGCUUCAACGACAGCAUAUCAGAGGUCGAUAACGACAUCAACAUCACCAGCCUAUCUGUCCCGGUCGAUACCGUCGAUUCUGGCUUGAAGCCAGAAAUGCAAUUCACCGACGUUGCUCUCAGUCCGAAAAUCAAUCGGUAUGUCGGCCGACCUGUGCCUAAUACCUACCCUCACGUCAGCACUAACAUGUACGGGCAGGUUGCCGAAUUCCCCAUAGAAAUGCCUCUCCGAACUAUGCCCCACGGCACGUUAGGUCGCGGCGUAGCGGUCAAAACACUGCCUCGCGUCCAAGUGCAAAACGAGACGGACCCUAACACCAGGAGUUUAUAUCGAUAUUCCAACGCCCAGUACUACUUUGGGUGACAACAAGAAAAUCAAGGUACAGACGUAUCUAGGACUUAUUGUUUUUAGUGCAAUGUAGUGAAGUGAAUAUAGGACUUAGUGGAUUAUGAACAAUGUCCUACUUUUAACACUGUGAUACUGUGAUAUUAAUAAAAGAUCUUUCAUAAUAAAUGCCACAGAUUUCUGUAAAAUAUAGUACCUAAUAUGAUGAAAUGCGUUAUUGUAUCGGAAAGAUAUUCUGUCUAGUUAAUUAAUAUGGAGAGUUUACUUGUGAGAUUACUUCUUAUAUUUAGAUGAGGUUUGCAGUUGUAGUUUUGAAUUGAGUUUAUUGAUAAUAAUGAUACGUGUUUUACCUAACUGAUCGAUGACAUUAAUUAUGUAUUACUUGUUUACCAUUUACGUUCAAAACAACCUCCACCGAAUUUAGAUUAUUACUUCGUGAACCCAUUUAUAUUUUAUUUACAAUCUCUUGAAAGUAGAUUUAAGAUAAACAUUCAUUAUACGUUCGGCGCAGAAAGCUUACACGUGUCGUAGUAAAGAGUUCGGGUACUUCCUCAUUAUUUUCUACUUUUUUUAUGAUCUGAUAUUUCGCAAAAAACUGAAUUUUUGCCUAAAUAUAUUUUUUCUACGUUUGAAUAACUUCUUUGUUUUCAAGUUAAUUUCAUUAUGUACUAAGUUGAUAGCGUUUUUGAUAGGUGAAAGAUCAAAUCAAAAUAAGUAAGUAAGUAAGUAAGUAAAUACUUUAUUGUACAGGAAAAUAAUACAGCACAUAAUAUUUAAAAUAAAAAGUUUCAGUACAAAGGCGAACUUAUCCCUUCAAAAGAAUCCCUUCCCUUAUUCCUUCCCUUUAUUAUAAGAUUCAGACCAACCGUUUAAAACAGAAUCUGUUUCUCGGGUUGAGACGGAAUUUGACCGAUAAAAACCCGAGUAAAUAUAAUUAUUAGCCACAAAGCACAAACCACUUUACCGCUCGAAUAUUUCCUUACUAAACUCACCCUAUCGUGCUCGAGGUUACCAAUUUGUAUGGAAAUGUACUCAACCGGUUAAGAAGGUUCUAGGCAGGGCGAAGCUUUGCUUAUAAUAUUGUAUCGACCUCACUCAUAAGAAAAUGAAAUCGCAGCCCCACAAUCGUUAGCUAGGAACUGGAUUUGAUUCUAUUAUAGUAUGUGUAUAAUUGGUUUUUAUCUUUAUAUCGACUGUAGUUAUUCAAAGUGGUUUGAAUAAACUAAGAUUAAGUAUACUUCGUGGCCUUUUACGGCCAUUAAUAUGAUCGUUUCGGGUACUCUUCACAGUAUGUAAGUAUCUAACUGAUACAGAUACAAGUAAUACAUUUAAUGUUAUCGAUUUAUCAUAAGGUAGGAAUGAAUGAGCAAUUCUGUUCAUAUGGUACUCUAGUUAAUAAUUAAAAAAAAAUCAAUACCUCGAUUCUCGAUUGAAAUUAUCCCUAGUCGAGAUUGUCCCCUGUACCUUACAAUAAGGUACAGCGGGGCAAUUUUGACUGGGGGACAAAUGCAACCGAUCCAUUUUUUUCCAUGUUUUAAAGUGUCAACUGGUUGUAUAUGGCACGAGUAUUGAGUGGAUACAUGUGGAACUGAACUUAAAAAAAUGGAUCAGUUACAAUUGUGCCCCAGUCGAGAUUUGCCCCAUUGUACCUUACACAGUUUUCUAAUAUCCCGUCGUACUCGUACUCCAAAAGAAGAAUAUUAGCAGAUUGUGUAACAAGGCAGAAAAAUAAGAUGUUUACUGCAGUAAGUCUAUAUGCAUUCCAUACAUACUUACUACAAUUUUCUUUUCAUUGACAGACGAAGAUACAAGUUUUUUAAAAGUAGUGACGAUUUGCGUAGGAAGGCUAUUUAUAGCAGUAGGUACGUAUAAAAAUGAUGUCACUUCAAACUUCAAAUCUGACGUUCUCAAGUAAAAUGUACAAAAUCGUCGCUUUCCAUAAUUAAUGUGCUCGUAUCUUUAAGCGAAUAGGCUAGUUUCCUAUACUUAAAAGAAAAUAUUUUAUGCAGUACACGACAGUGCUUAAUGUCGUGUACUAGUAAAUAUUAUGCGACCUGUUUUAGUAGUUCCCGACAUUUGCGUUCGGGUGAUACGUAAUGCUAGAGGUGAUGGUGGAUUUCUCAGAGUGAUACGUAAUGCCAUAUUACGUGUUCAAGUGAUAUCACAUUUGUGAUAUUACUCGCAUUACUUACACAUGUCUAUUAAGCACCACAUAAUUAGAAGAAAAAUAUGGACAGUAGUUAUUUUUAAACAUAAUAUCUAUUAAUAAGUCAAAGAGAAAGAUAUAUUAAAAUAAAGUAAAUGAAUUGACCGUGACGUCACUCCUCAUUAUUUCAUACUAAUUCCAUAAUAACAAAUCGUUUUGACAGUUUAUAAAAAGAAGCUGAUUUGACUACUAGGAAACUAGCCUGUUACACGGUAGAGCGUCUUUAAUCUUGUGCCUAAUACAUUUGUCCUACCCAUAGGAUAUAAACCGGCGGUAUGUAUGUCCAGGAGGUUAAUGUUCUUAGGUUUUUGUUUAAGAACGGUAUAAAUCCUAAUUUCCACUAAAUUAAUGCCACUGUUGAUCUGGACAACUUAUCCUCGUAGAGAUCUUUGUGAGAUUACAUUGUAAAUCACUGUCUUAUAGAAAACUAUGUUUUGUUUAGUAUAUUGAAGAGACUCGAUAUCAUUGUGGAAUAAGAUUGUGACAAGGACGUGUCUUGCAGUUUUGUAUUUAAAACAUUUAGGCCCACUUGCACCAAUCACUUAACUCAGGGUUAGUGGGCUGUCAUCUGUCAAAUUCCAUAUAAAAUGGUGGCUCUAUUUUUGUUGGUGCAAGUGGCCCUUAUCCUGAUUAAGACCCAGAGCAAUAAUAAUUUUGAAGAUUCUUUGAUUUCUAAAUAUAAAAGUUCAAAGCUCGAAUAUAACUUGCAUAAGCACGCGAGGACUUACGAGGUUAAAAUAGCAUGGAAUUAUGUACUAAGGUACAGUGGGGCAAAUCUCGACUAGGGGCAAAUGUAACUGGUCCAUUUUUUUCAUGUUUUACAAUGUUUGCAUUAUUAAAUAGAGUGUCCACCGGUUAUAUACGGUAGGCGUGUUCAAUGGAUACAUGUAGAACUCAACAUCAUAGUGUAAUAAUGGAAAAAAUGGAUCAGUUAUAACUGCCCCCCAGUCGAGAUUUGCCCCAGUGUACUUUAUACGAACUAUAGCAUGCAUCUGUAACACUGAUUGUCACAAAUACACGUCAUCUUAAGAGCAUGUCCAACAUUGUUGUUAGCGGCGGCCAUUGGAACUACUUUGAUACUAAAAUUUAACAUGGAUCAGCCCACAAAAUGAGCGAACAUAUUCGAACAUAGCGAAUAAUAUUCGAAUAUAAUUCGAAUAAAGCGUCGUCGGGCAUAUGAUUAUGAAGACGAAGAUAUUCAUUUUGUAACAUGGGUUGUAACAUCUUAUCAAAAAAAAUAGGUAUCAGUUGGAUGGAACUACAUAAUAAUAAAGUACCAAUAAGUGGGAAAGUAUCGUCAUGUGGUACACAAUGGCUCUAUUAAAAAAAUGACUGAUAAUUAAAUUACUAUCUAGAACACAUUAUUUGAUACUUUAAGUAUAAAAUAAGCUCUGUACAGAAACUUUUUAUGUGGUACAUCGAUUAAUAAUUAAAUUAUAUGCACUAAA
Messenger RNA from Leguminivora glycinivorella, 5491 nucleotides. Its product is annotated as protein eva-1-like. The record is from RefSeq and is a predicted model, not a curated record. Gene Ontology annotation, molecular function: carbohydrate binding. The transcript is spliced from 9 exons. Bases 359 to 1855 code for a protein of 498 amino acids. NCBI's taxonomy places the organism in Eukaryota, Metazoa, Arthropoda, Insecta, Lepidoptera, Tortricidae.